Molecule: messenger RNA, 1263 nt
Organism: Ictalurus punctatus (channel catfish)
Lineage: Eukaryota; Metazoa; Chordata; Actinopteri; Siluriformes; Ictaluridae
Gene: prl
Product: prolactin
Exons: 5
Coding region: 124-762 (212 amino acids)
Biological process (GO): positive regulation of cell population proliferation; positive regulation of receptor signaling pathway via JAK-STAT; response to nutrient levels
Cellular component (GO): extracellular region
Molecular function (GO): hormone activity
Source: RefSeq, a predicted model, not a curated record
UAUAUAACACCGGCACGGACGAGGAUGUGACACUCAACCCGAGAGACAGAGUCAUCACCGAGAGCGUGGACCACUGAACUGCUGAACUACUGAAGAAGAAGAAGAAGAAGAAGAACUAGAAGAAUGGCUCGAUGCUGUAAAUGCCCCAGACUGCACCUGGCAGUGACGGUGUUGGCGUGUGUCCUCGUCUUCACUGAGGGAGUCAAUCUGAACGACCUCCUGGACCGAGCGUCACAACUCUCCGACAAAAUGCACUCGCUCAGCACCUCCCUCACCAACGACCUGGACUCUCAUUUCUCCUCAGUAGGAGGAAAGCUCAUGAGGCCGUCCAUGUGCCACACGUCGUCCCUGCAGAUCCCCAACGAUAAAGAUCAGGCCCUCAGCGUACCGGAGAGCGAGCUCCUGUCUCUGGUUCGCUCUCUGCUCAUGGCCUGGUCAGAUCCUCUCGCUUUGCUGUCGUCUGAGGCCACCAGUCUGCCCCACCCUGAGCGCAACUCCAUCAACACCAAGACCAGAGAGCUGCAGGACCACACCAACAGCCUGGGGGCCGGCCUCGAGCGCCUCGGCCGCAAGAUGGGCUCGUCCCCCGAGUCCCUGUCCUCUCUCCCGUUCAACAGUAAUGAUCUGGGACAGGACAACAUCUCUCGCCUGGUCAACUUCCACUUCCUGUUGUCGUGCUUCCGCAGGGACUCGCACAAAAUCGACAGUUUCCUCAAAGUGCUGCGAUGCAGAGCUGCUAAGAUGCUGCCAGAGAUGUGCUGAAGUUCUGACCUUCUGACGUUUCUCCUCUGAACUUCUCUGAAUUCAUCAAGAAUGGUUUUAUUCUCGUACGAUUUAAAAGAGUGAUGCUGAACGUUUCUUUAAAAAGGGUCGCACGUCUCACACGUUUCACACGUGGUCAGAUUCGUGCGUGUCCCUGUCGCAGUAAUUAUCCUUCAUACUUGAGUAAAUAAACGAGAGAGCAGGACAGAGCUGUGCUUUAUCCUCGAAUUAAACCAGGAGGAAAACAUCAAACUGGCGAUGGAGCUGGUGCACUGAUCUGUGUAGUGUCUCGUGUAAUCACUUUAAAAUCAAAUCACUGAUGAGCUGACUCAAACCUUCAGAUCACUCUUUUAACAUGCGUAUGGCUGGGAGGAACCUUCUGCACUUUAUCCUGUUUAUAGAAAUACUGAUUUAGGAUCUUAAUUAGUUUUCCUUUUCCUCAUCUUUACAAAACUGCUGAACCAAAAAUGUCAAUAAAUCGAUAUCACGCAUCCUGAAAAA